GUUUUUGGGACUGGAAGGUUGAAGUCUAGCGGCAUCUGGCGCCAAAGAGCGGGAGGCCGGGAGCCCCCUGUCAUUUAGCCCACAUCCCGUCAGGCCUGGCUUGUGGUCUGAAUGCAACUGAAGAGAGAAGGAACAACCCAAAGUGCCCAUCCAGUCUUUGCCUCUGUCAAUCUCACCUUCUCAACUUUCAACUCAACUCGCCAGUCCAGUUUAUCGAUCCGGUCACUCGUUCACACAACCCCUAGUCAUUCGUUCUCGGCCUCUUGUUCUUGCGUAUUUUGCCAUCACCACUUCGUCCAACAACAUCGAAUCCGCGUCCACUCAGCAGACAUCAAUGAAUUCGCAGCAAGAGAGAUUCGCUUUGUUCGCUUGGCCACGGUGAUGGCGACGGCAUCAUCAUCUCGACAGACGCCGGCCACCUGGAACUGGAGUGCGACGACGCUGAAAACGACGAGAUCAAGACCUCAUCUCUUGGUGUUGCUCACGCUGCUCAUCAUUCCCUCAUUUCUGUCUGCGGGCACCGCAAGCGCACAAUGUGGAGCCGACUUUGGAUUUCCCACGGAGAAACUGCGAGUCUUCUCUCUGGACACCAUCAACGUCACAUAUACUUCGACCUUUAACAAGCCGAGUCUCGCCUGUUGGUGUGGCACUUCAACCGAGAAGGAAAAGAAAUUCACGGUCGACCAUGCAACCCCUGGUAAUGGAACCACUUCCUUUCCAUUGAGUUUUUCUUCGACAUAUCCUUGCUGGUUCGAGCUUCAAGCCGAUUCUGGCGAUUGCAGAGCCGAAAGCCCAAAGUUCUUCAUUUUCGCCAAGGACCGCGAUCCCGACAGUCGUCCUCCGGCCACCAUCGGCCCCAGCGCAACCAUCAUCGCGACUCAAUCUGCCAUUGGUACUGCGACCGAGCAGCCGAAUCUCGGUACCCUACCGCCAUUCGCCGACGUAUCCUCUACCGCAUCCCCAGGCCCUCCGCAACAUCCCGACGACCACUUUGCCCUCGGUGCUAGAAUCGCCCUGGGUGUUGGAAUCACACUUGCUUGCAUCGGUGUGGGUGCCAUGGCCGGCUUCUUGUACUUUAGGCGCCGGAAGAAACAACAGCAGGCCGAGCUGGCCAACGCCAUCGCCGAGCAUGAGUAUAGACAGGGAAGGAGGGGUCCCGAGAAAAAGAUAUUUGGCGGAUUUUCGUCGUCGUCGAAAACGUCGUCGGAUGAUCCUCUAUACGAUACGGUUCAGCCAGUCUUUGACGGAUAUCCUGGAUCAACAGGCUAUGAUGAUGUACGGUCAAACGGUUCCAGCGAUGUGUACGGCCAUUCUCCGGUGAUGCCCCAUUCACCUUCAUGGUCAUACAACCAAGGAUUUCUGGGUCACGAUGCUGCGACAGGAGCUGCGCGGGAGAGGAGUACGGAAAGAGGAGGACUCGGAGUCGGCCUUGGAGUGACGGAAAACCUGAGCAUCACCGGACGAGAACUCGAAGCUGCCCGCGCAAAAACUGUCCAGCCAAUCCCUACGUCAUACGGACCGAACCCCGUCACUCCCACUCCCACGCUAACGCCGCGGGCAAGUUCCAGGGGAGACCUUAACGCACGCGCUGCUGCCGACUCGAUCUCCCUCGACAGCCGGCUUGGAGUACCCCCUAUGCCUCCAAUGCCCCAGCUACCUGCGGCCUCCGCAGCACCUCUCGGGGGCUAUUACCCCGAUUACAACAACUACGAACAGUACACCAUCCCUCCUCCAACUGAAGCUCCAACUCCGACGCCAGUUCUUCCUCUCAUUCCAGUUCCAACUACGUUCCCACACCCGAACCCAACAACCUCACAAUCCCAACGACCAGGACCCCCGUUAAUCGUCUCGUAUGGACCCAACCGGGUAACGCCCACGCCAGCUGUAUUUUCGCCUACCGUACCUCCCGAUGAGUCCAUGAUUGAGAAACCACCCCGAGGAGUUGAAUUACAAGCCGAGCCCGCAUCUCCGAUCGAAAGGAGGCAUCCAUGGGAGGAUAUUGAUCUCCCAAGCGCCAGCAACAACGGUCCCCUACCACCAUACGCAUCGACAGAGGAGUACGCUGCAAUGGAAAGCGGCGCGAUCCGUAAGCUGGAGGAGCCAAGGGCGCAUGCUGAGCUGCCACCAACCAAGGAUGGCUAUUACCAUUCUACAUACGACAUUGUUGAGCACGAACUGCCGGGUAACGGGUAUCAACGAGACCCUCUCUACCUGCAAGGUGGGCCAUCCGCGUCAGGACGUGGUAGGGAUAUCGAUGAGCAAAAAUUCCUGUUGGAUGAUGUUGAGAUGGCGCACUUGAAGGCGCAGAAAGAACGAAUACGCGCCGAGAUGAAGAAGAAGCAGAAGCAGAAGGAGACUUAUCAGCAUGAUCAGGGGCAGGAUCAGGACUUACCUGUAGCGUCGGCGAGCUUCUCCACACGGUAACACUGGGGAGAAUGUGUCGGCCCAUGUGAAGGGAAGAUACGCCGCGGGCAACUGACAUUAGGAGGCGAAAGUUUGAGGAUUGGCAUUAUACCAUUGGCAAGGUGUCUGGCGUUUAUUUUGGGUAUGAACGGGGCAGAUGACUCUUCUGCAUUAUCAUCACAUAGCACGGGCUGGUAAUCUGCGUUAACAAUGACAGAUCAUAUGCUCUGGAUAUAUACAACCAUAGUCCUAUUGUUGUAAGGAAGAAGUAGGCCUUGUUCUGUUCACAACUGCAUGUUGGAUGUUUUUCUAGUGAUUCGAUAUUUUCAGAGUCUCCAAAGCCCAGCUUGAAAUCGUCAGGGCCUUUUUUUGUACAGUAGUGGUACGUACUCCGUACCUGUGACCCCUCAGCUGCCGACCAGCUGCCACUGAUAAGGUCUCCCAAUCCUCCAAUCAUGUUGACCGCCCGGCAGAAAAAGUUAC
This is a messenger RNA of Neurospora tetraspora, 2886 nucleotides long. RefSeq lists its product as uncharacterized. Bases 112 to 2424 code for a protein of 770 amino acids. The record is from RefSeq and is a predicted model, not a curated record. The transcript is spliced from 2 exons. Lineage: Eukaryota; Fungi; Ascomycota; Sordariomycetes; Sordariales; Sordariaceae.